CUACACUUUUUCAAAAAAAUCAAAAUUGCUUGUACAUUCUGAUACAUAUAUUACGAAAAUACAUAAUACCACCGUUAUUCGUAUACCUUGUACUAGCAUAUCAUCUCACCAUGGGGGACUCACAAGCACAGGAGAACAUUUAUCUGUUCUAUCCGAAUCUCAUCGGGUUCGCACGCAUAUUCCUCGCCUUGGGUGCAUUUUGGUUCGCCGAAGUCGAUCCAUUCGCCACCUUUUGGCUGUACGCACUGUCCUGUUUCUUGGAUGCUUUUGAUGGUUUGGCGGCCCGUCACUUUGACCAGAGUACACUGCUAGGAGCGGCUCUGGAUAUGCUUACGGACAGAUGCGCAACCACAUUAAUGUUGGUGCAGUUAGCAUGCAUGUACGGUGCACAGCUGGGUCGACGUGAGAUUACGUUCACGUUCCAGUGUCUCAUCGCUUUGGAUAUUGUAUCCCACUGGAUGGUUAUGCUGGUGACAAGCAUCACGGGAGCAAAGUCACACAAGGAUCAGAAUCAACCACUUCUUCGACUUUACUACUACAAGCCCAUCCUUUUCACUAUGUGUGCUGCAAACGAUGGGUUCUUUGUCUGUCUGUAUAUGCUGUGGUUUAGCGAAGGUAUUGAAGUACCUUAUACCGACGGCAUGGGGUUAUACAGAGUACUCUUGUACGCAUGUGCGCCUCUAUGCGUAUUGAAACAACUCUUGAAUGUAAUACAGCUGCUACAGGCGACAUCUGAUCUGGCCGCCAUUGAUCUUAAGCGACGAGCAGAUGCAAGGGCGUUGAAGAAAAAUUAGAAAGAUGAUAAACCUGUAUUGAAUGUUCAUACGUAUUUAUGUAUUUAUUCGAGUAAACUUAAAGAAAGCA
This is a messenger RNA of Sphaeroforma arctica JP610, 864 nucleotides long. RefSeq lists its product as hypothetical. NCBI's taxonomy places the organism in Eukaryota, Ichthyosporea, Ichthyophonida. Gene Ontology annotation, cellular component: membrane; Golgi apparatus. The record is from RefSeq and is a predicted model, not a curated record. Bases 111 to 794 code for a protein of 227 amino acids. Gene Ontology annotation, molecular function: CDP-diacylglycerol-inositol 3-phosphatidyltransferase activity. The transcript has a single exon. Gene Ontology annotation, biological process: phosphatidylinositol biosynthetic process.